GCUCGGCUCGGCUCGGCUCGGCUCGGCUCGGCUCGGCUCGGCUCGGCUCGGCUCGGCUCGGCUCGGCUCGGCUCGGCUCGGCUCGGCUCGGCUCGGCCUAUGGCGCCGUCCUCCCGGCCCGGCAAGGGCCGCUCGCCGCGGGAGGACGAGGACUUCUUGGAGGCCAAGGCGGACAGGAAGACCAGGAAGCCGCUGGUGGAGAAGAAGCGGCGGGCGCGGAUUAACGAGAGCCUGCAGGAGCUGCGGCUGCUGCUGGCGGACAGCGAGUUCCAGGCCAAGCUGGAGAACGCGGAGGUGCUGGAGCUGACGGUGCGGCGCGUGCAGGCCGUGCUGGAGAGCCGCUCGCGGGGUGAGUGCCGGCGGCGGGGCGCGCCGCGGCGGCGCGGGGGCCCGGCGCGCCCGCCCGCCCCUCACGGCGCUCCCCUCUGUGUCUCCCCCGGGGCUGCGGGCGCCGCAGAGGGCGGGCGGCUGCACCGCGAGGCCAGCGAGCGCUUCGCCGCCGGCUACAUCCAGUGCAUGCACGAGGUGCACACCUUCGUCUCCAGCUGCCCCGGCAUCGACGCCACCACGGCCGCCGAGCUGCUCAACCACCUGCUGGAGUCCAUGCCCCUCAACGAGGGCGCCCUCCAGGACCUCGUCGCGGACGCUUUGGCCCUGCCGGGCGGCGAGGCGCUGGCCCUGCCCGCCGAGUCCGCCCUGGGCCUGGCGCUGCCCGCCUCGGCGCUCUCGCCCUGCUCCGGCGAGGAGACCUGCUCCGACUCGGAGGAGACGGAGGCCGAGCCCGGCCAGACCGCGGCGGACGGGCUGGACGCUUCCCGGACACGCGGCGUGCCUUCCUCUAGCUUUUCCAAAUCCAUGUGGAGACCCUGGUAACGGCGAAGCGGAGGGGAAUCAACGCAGACCUACCUAGCCGAGAGCGGGCCCGGGCGCCGCGCUCCCCUGCGGCCGUCAAGCGGCGCGGGGGCCCGCGAGCGGCGCGCGUCGGGCAUUGCUGCGCUUCAGGACUGCAGCAGUGGCACUCCUACACUGUCACACCCUGACAGGCUAAUAGCUAAAUGUGUUAACAUUUCAUCUGCGUGUGUGUGUGCGCGUGUGUAUGCAGCAUUUUGUAACUCUGGGGGGUUAUUUUUACGAGAGUUGGGGGGGUGGGGGGCGGAGGGGGCUGUUUUCUAGUAGCAAAGCUCUUCUGGUGGAUGCACAGCAGUUACUUCAUAACUCUGUUACUUUCUCUUGGCCCUUAUAAAUGGCCCAAGUAUCACUACCUUUUUCUCUGAAGAAAAAGCCUGUGUGCAUUUUAAAUCCUGACAGUUAACUCCAUGAGAGGUAUGAGUUAAGUCUGCAUGCACAGUUUUAAGUGUUCUAGUGAUAGCAAAGAUCCCUGAAAGGGGUUGGCGUGGUUAGCGUCUUUAUUUGGUAGUGGUCUAGAGUCUCACCUUCAGUGAAGGAAGAGAAAACUAGAAACCUGCUGAAAUUAGAUGAACAUUUAAAAUAUUGGUGGCAGGGUGCCUUCUAGAAAUGAGUGUCUUUAUGCACAUUUUGCUUUUAGCACAUCUGAGUUUAUUGUGACUUUAUGUAUAUUUUGGGUGUCAAAUGUUUUUAUUUUUAAUCUUUAAUAAAAAAUACUGAAUUCACAAGUAAUUGCAUGUA
Rhea pennata is the source of this 1647-nucleotide messenger RNA. Its product is annotated as transcription cofactor HES-6-like. The transcript is spliced from 3 exons. The record is from RefSeq and is a predicted model, not a curated record. Gene Ontology annotation, cellular component: nucleus. Lineage: Eukaryota; Metazoa; Chordata; Aves; Rheiformes; Rheidae. Gene Ontology annotation, biological process: regulation of neurogenesis; regulation of transcription by RNA polymerase II; anterior/posterior pattern specification. Bases 100 to 873 code for a protein of 257 amino acids. Gene Ontology annotation, molecular function: RNA polymerase II cis-regulatory region sequence-specific DNA binding; protein dimerization activity; DNA-binding transcription factor activity, RNA polymerase II-specific.